Molecule: messenger RNA, 873 nt
Organism: Danaus chrysippus (African queen)
Lineage: Eukaryota; Metazoa; Arthropoda; Insecta; Lepidoptera; Nymphalidae
Source: the annotation of a GenBank genome assembly
AUGGCUAUGCAGUGUCAAUUAUGGAUGGGCAGUCUGGAGCCGAACAUGACGGAGAGCUUUAUAUUAGCAGCUUUUCACCGAAUGGGACAGCGGCCGUUGGCUGUUAAAGUUAUGAGAAACAAAUUUACAGGAGAACCGGCGGGAUACGCUUUUGUACACUUUCAGACUGAUGAAGAGGCUAUAGAUACAAUGCACAAAUUGAAUGGUAAACCGAUACCUGGCACAUUUCCUGUGGUAAGAUUCAGGCUCAACACAGCAUCUAGAGAGGCACGAGCUAAUAUGCAACAAGAAAGAGAAUUCUCAGUGUGGGUCGGCGACCUUAGUGCGGAUGUUGAUGACUACUCAUUGUAUAGAGUGUUUGCUGCCAAAUAUUCUUCUAUUAAAACAGCUAAGGUGAUACUAGACAGUUCUGGCUACACAAAAGGUUAUGGAUUUGUCCGUUUUGGUAAUGAAGAUGAACAAAGGAAUGCACUUUAUGCUAUGAACGGCUAUACAGGAUUAGGUUCAAAGCCGCUUAAAAUUUGCACCGCUGUACCUAAACCUAAAGGCGCCGUCACAACUCAAAGUCCUACUCCUGCAACAGCAACGGCAACAUAUAGCAGUAGCACAGACUACAGUCAUUAUUAUGAUCCAUCAGCAUAUUGGCAAAACUAUUCUGCUUGGUCGGGGUAUUACGGUCAGGAUGCCAGCGCUGUAGUCCAAGAAACAGCUCCGGUCGUUAAAGCCCAGGUUGAUGAACUGGCUUUGAUAGAUCAUAAGAAAGUUCUGGAUGUUGAUCAGAUGAACCAGGAGUUUCUUGAUACGGACUUAUCUUUGUGGGAUUCUUUAGAAGCGUCACAAUGGUUCCCUCAUGAAAUCAUAGAAGCUUCAUAG